UACCGCACUCCGUCAGCCAGUGCAGUUUAAAAAUAAGUUAAUAACGAAGGAGAUUCAAUGGAUUCAACAAUCUCUACCACAACAGCAAUUAACGCAAAUAAAAUUGAUGAAAUAUUAUCAAUAUCACCAACAACAGCAACAGCAGGAACAACAGGCAUUAAUGGCUCAUGUGAACGAGAAUGCCUUGUUGAUGAUGAGGAAGGAAUCGAAGGAGAAAAUCGACUAUUAAAAAGUUUACCAUUAUUUAUAAAUAAUUCGUUAAUUAGUGAUAAUGAGCAGAUUAGGAAGGAAAACGAUGAAAUUAUUAACGGAAACCAGGAACAAAGCAAUAAUAAAAAUCAUCAAACUCCAACAGCAACAAUAACCACCAUCAAUUCGUGCCAAUCGAAACCAAUUUAUAAUGAAUUUGUUAAUCAUGUUUAUGAGGCCAGUAACAGUAAAAACAACCACAAUAAUAAUAAUAGAUUAAAUAAUAAUGAUAAGGAAGAUGAGGAUGAGGACAUAAAGCCACUACUAAAAUCAAUUGUUAAGAGUAAUUCCGGUAAUUUGCGACCCUCUUUACCACUCAAUGGAACUGUAAAGACAAAGAGCAAACGAUUGAGUUGGCAAUCAUCUACGAAUCCUACCCGAUAUCAUCAAACAAACAACAAUAGUAAUAAUAAUAAUAAUCCAUUGGCUGUGCAAGACGGUGGAAAUACUCAAUCAACAUCGUUAGACUCAUCUGAUGAGCAGGCAACAGGACAGAAUGAAGAAAGUCCAUUAUCUCCAAUUACUAGCUCGUCGAGCUCAUCAUCAAGCUCUUCAGACGAUGACGAUGAAUUUUCUGAAGUUGUCUUUCAAGCACCCGAUGGUGGAUAUGGCUGGUUAAUUGUAUUCGUUAGCUUUUUAAUAAACAUGAUUGCGGACGGCAUAACAUUCUCAUUUGGUGUGUUUAAUGUGGAAUUUCUAAAGUACUUUGGUGACUCAAAAGGAAAGACAGCAUGGAUUAGUUCAAUAUUUAUGGCAACGCCUUUACUAAGUGGUCCAAUUGCAUCUUAUUUAACUGAUCGAUAUGGAUGUCGUAAAGUAACAAUUGUUGGUGCUAUAACAGCAUCGAUUGGAUUCCUCUUAUCGGCUGCCUCAAAUUCUAUGGAAAUGUUAUUUGUAACAUUUGGAAUAAUUGCCGGUUUUGGACUGAGUUUAUGCUACGUUGCAGCUGUUGUCAUUGUCGCAUAUUAUUUUGACAAAAAACGUAGUUUUGCUACAGGCAUAAGUGUUUGCGGAAGUGGAAUUGGAACAUUUUUAUUUCCACCAUUGAUACAAUAUCUAAUUACGCAUUAUGGCUGGCGUGGAUGUACAGUAUUAUUGGCUGGAAUUUUACUCAACAUGUGUGUCUGUGGUGCUUUAAUGAGAGAUCUCGAAUGGACAUCACAUCGUGCGAGACAGAAACGAAAACAUCAAAAGCAAUUAAAGGAGAACGGCAACUCAUCGUACGACUCAUUCUCAAUUACGAAUAGUACAAAUACAGGUGGACCGGGCUUUGAAGGACCCAAUGAUAAUGGCGUAGAUACAAGCAUGAUAGAAGCCUUUGCUCAAGAGGAUCCACAUCUCUUUAGCUCAUUAGUUAAUUUGCCGACAUUUGUUAAGAACGGCGAAAAGAUUCCAUUCGGUGUAUUAGAGCAGCUAGCGAAGAACCGAAACUUCCACGAUGUCCUCCUUCACAAUUAUCCACAUUUACUGACAACGAGAAGUUUAAGUGCAAGUGAUCAAAUUACAACAUCUAAUGAUCCAGCAAUAAACAUGAUUGUGUCACCAACAACUAUGACAAUGGCAAGUAAUCAUCAAAAUAAGAAGCAUCGUCAUACGAUACAAAUUGGCGAGUCGGAAACAGAUGUGGCUGAUAAAUGGCUAAGACACCAUGAACAUCAUCAUCAUCAUCAACAUCAUCGUCAUGUUAUGGAUAUAUUGAAGGAUUUAAGGAUACACCGACAUUCACUUACUUAUCGUGGUGCUAUGCUCAACAUUAAUAAGUAUCGAUUACGUGCAAGCUCCUGUCCUGAUAUAUAUCGUAAUUCAAUGACAACAAUUGCUUCGGAUACGACAUCGACCGCACAGCAAAUGUUUACGGAAUUCAAGAAACUUUUCAAGGACAUUCUCGACUUUAGUUACUUCCUUGAUAGUCAAUUCUUAUUAUUUGCCAUUUCAAAUUUCAUACUGUACACAUGGUAUGAUGUUGUUUACGUUUAUUUGCCGGAUUUUGCAUUAGAAAAUAAUGUUCAAGAUACGGAUGCGAGCAUGCUUAUUAGUUUAAUUGGAAUCCUAAAUAUGUUUGGAGAAAUUGCACUUGGAUGGGCUGGAGAUCGUGAAGAGAUAAAUGCUAAUAUCGUAUAUGCAAUUUGUAUGGGUCUGUGCGGUGUUUCUGUUGUUUUAAUUCCAUUCUUUACAUCAUAUACUUGGAUGUCCAUCCUUUCCGGAGCAUUUGGAUUGUUUAUAGCAGCAAAUUAUUCAUUAACGAGCAUAAUUUUAGUUAAUUUAGUUGAUCUCGAUAGAUUUACAAAUGCCUAUGGAUUGCUUUUGUUGGUACAAGGAAUCGCCAACUUAGUGGGACCUCCAAUCGCUGGAAUGGCGAGUGAUAUAACUGGAACUUAUAAUUUGUCAUUUUUCCUUGCUGGAGGAUUUAUAAUCAUGUCUGGCGCACUUCUUAUGGUUCUUCCCAUUUUGAAGCGAUACAAGAAAUUCCAAAGAAGACGAAAAGAAUCGAGAGCUGAAGUGAUUAGUAACGGUGAUGUCAAUGAGAAUUCAAAAAUGAACGGUGGUGUUUGUGUCUAAACUUCAUCACAGAACAGACUUAUUGCUUUCCGGACUAUCUGAUUCGUGAAAAAAGACAGUUUUUGACUUCCUGGUUCAAACCAAAGUAUAGUAAAACAAUUAAAUUGAAACAAAAAAAAAGAGUUUUCAAGACGAUUAUUAUUUUUUGCUGCAAAAAAUAAGAAAACAGUUUCUUCAUCUUAG
Messenger RNA from Chironomus riparius, 2991 nucleotides. The record is from the annotation of a GenBank genome assembly. Lineage: Eukaryota; Metazoa; Arthropoda; Insecta; Diptera; Chironomidae.